Messenger RNA from Symbiodinium sp. CCMP2592, 966 nucleotides. The record is from the annotation of a GenBank genome assembly. Lineage: Eukaryota; Dinophyceae; Suessiales; Symbiodiniaceae.
AUGCUGCCCGCCUGGUUCUCUGUGACGCUGGGUGCAGGUGUCCAGAGCAGCGCGCCGCUGCCCUACAUGGCGCUUCCAGAUGCUGUGCUCCAGUUCCAGUACCAGUUGUCUGGCCUGCUUGACCACACCGCCAUUUCAGCUCCGCCGGUUCGACUGGACGCCACCAACGGCAGCCUGCUGAAGAACAGUGGCCGCCUGCCGAUUGCCAGGGCUGCCGCUGCCUCAUCUGCUGUCUUCGGUUCUGAGUUGAUCGACGGAGUGGUGGCCGCCGAGAUGUCCAGCCUGCUCAAGGCGGAGGUGGGCGUGUGGAUCGGGCUCGGCGACCAGGGGCCGGACUUCUUCAGUGACGCUGAGCAACUUCUCGCGAGUCUGCGCGCCAACGUCAGUCCCACCACUCUGAGCACUUUUGCGCAAAGCGCAGUGCACGCUCUGCUGGAUGGUGGCUACUCCGACGGAACUGGGAUCGCACAGGCGGUGGCUGCCGGUGCCAGCGAAGUCGUGACCGUGCUGAACAGCUUCUCGACAAACGACCCCGCCUACGUAGCACAGCUUUUCCCCAAUGCCACUACGCCGCUGAAGCCUGGCGUGCCGCGACAGCUUUUCCCCGUUUUCGAAUUCCCCGCUGCCGCUGCGGUGGAAGCAGCUUUUGGGGCUUUCCAGACAUUGCAGCUGGCACCAGGAAGCACCUAUUUGAAAGUGUUUGCCUUCGGCUCCUUCCAGGCUGUCACCGCCGAGAACCCUUACUUUGGCACCCGCCGUGGCCGCACGGUGACCAUCCAUGUGCUGAACAUUGGAGCUGAGUUGAGCAUUGGCUUCUUCGAGAACUUCGCUCAUUAUGCCAGCCUUUUACAGGAGAUCGCGCUGACCCUGCGCGCCCCGGCCAACAAGGAGCUGGUUGAGGAGAACUUGCGGCCUCUCUUCUACGGCACGGCGGGCGCUCGCCAUGCCGUGGAUAUCAUGGUUUGA